UGAAUUUUCCAGUUUUUAAACAUUGGCUCAGUUUGCAAAAAUGAAAAUAUGUGUAAGCCAAGCAGACAUAUCUGGCAGGCCGAUUCGUCCACAUCAGCUUAUCCCCCUGCAGACUGAUCUGGGUGUGCUUAUACCUGUGGAUUCUAAGGCACUUCUCAGUUGUUUAUAUUUCACCUUGCUUUUCUCAUGUGUAAAACAGAGAUAACACCCUUUCCGCAGGUUUGUGAGGACUGAAUGCCAACACUGUAAGAUGCUUAGCACAGUGGCUGGUACAUAGUAAACUUGGUUGGUUGGUGGUGUGAUAACCGCCCCUGCCCGUGCCAUGGCUCCCACCACUCCCCCAUUCUGGCCCCAGGGUAGGUGUGGGAACCAGGGCUCUGCCCUCUGACCUCCUGUGGGCGGUUAGGUUGCUCCUGGCAAAGAAGGAGCGGCAGAUUCUUGGUACUGGAGAAGGAGGAGGUUGCCCACAGGGGAACUGUAGGUUGCUGGGGCCUGCCCCCUGGCCACCGUGUGGUUUUCUGAGCCCCAUUUGGAGGGCCCAAGGCAGGCACCAGCCAGAAGAGGAAUUGUCUCUUUCCUUCCAGCAGCCUCGAGGGCAAGGGGCAAGUCGUGUGUGAGUUCCUUCCAUCCCUCAGAAACCUGGUGAAAUCUGGGUGGCACUGGCUUGAGCCGCCUCUUUUCUAGAUGAAAGCCCCACCUCGCAGCACUCCCCUGUUGUGAUAGCUUGGGCACCUGGGUGGUGUGUUCCAUUUUCUUGGAACUCAGGGGUGGGGAGUGUGUUUCUUAGCAAAGGGGUGCUGUGGUACUUUGACAAGGCCUGUUGGUGAAACCCCCUGGAAGGGGAGCAGCCAUUUAAAGUAGUGAAGACUCUCUGGCAGAUUCUCCGAGUGGGUUCAUCUGGGGCUGUGUGGACAUGCUGGUACACGGGAGGCCCUUGCUGCCCGCGAGGUCUCCUGGAAGCAUUGGCAAUGAACUUGAGAAUCCAGCCCAGAGUGGUCUGAAGCUGUCAGAGGAAGCAGAGGGAGUCCUGGGGAAGAUGGCCAUGGCCCCAAGCCCUUCCCUGGCUCAGGUGUACACCAGCCCCAUGGCAGUGGCCGUGUGGGAAUGGCAGGAUGGGCUGGGCACCUGGCACCCUUACAGUGCUACUGUUUGCAGCUACAUAGAGCAGCAGUUUGUCCAACAGAAGGGCCAGCGCUUUGGGCUGGGGAGCCUGGCCCACAGCAUCCCCUUGGGCCAAGCUGACCCCUCGCUGGCCCCUUACAUCAUCGACCUCCCCAGCUGGACGCAGUUCCGCCAGGACACUGGCACCAUGCGGGCUGUGCGGAGGCACCUGUUUCCGCAGCACUCAGCCCCAGGCCGGGGCAUCGUCUGGGAGUGGCUGAGUGACGAAGGCUCCUGGACACCCUAUGAAGCCAGCAUCUGUGACUACCUGGAGCAGCAGGUGGCCAGGGGCAACCAGCUCGUGGACUUGGCUCCUCUGGGGUACAACUACACUGUCAACUAUGCCACCCACACGCAGACCAACAAGACCUCCAGCUUCUGCCGGAGCGUGCGGCGCCAAGCAGGGCCCCCUUACCCAGUCACCACCAUCAUCGCUCCACCAGGCCACACAGGAGUGGCCUGCUCUUGCCAUCAGUGCCUCAGCGGCGGGGGAACUGGCCCUGUGUCAGGCCGCUACCGCCACUCCAUGACCAGCCUCCCCGCCUACCCUGUCCCCCAGCCCCCGCACAGGACUGCCGUUGUUUUGGGGGCCCACCAGGGCUUUGCUCCAUACAACAAGCCCUCGCUCUCUGGGGCCAGGUCUGCGCCUAGGCUGAACACCACCAACCCCUGGGCUGGGGCACCGCCCUCCCUGGGGAACCAGCCCAUCUACCGCUCCAGCCUGUCCCACCUGGGACCACAGCACCAGCCCCUGGGACCGUCCACGGCCGGCGGCGCCAGUGCCUCCCUCCCCAGCGGUCCAGCAAGCAGCCCUGGGAGCGUCCCCGCCACGGUGCCCGUGCAGAUGCCGAAGCCCAGCAGGGUCCAGCAAGCCCUCGCAGGCAUGACGAGUAUUCUGAUGUCAGCCAUUGGACUCCCUGUGUGUCUUAGCCGCGCACCCCAGCCCGCCAGCCCUCCCGCCUCCUGUCUGGCCUCUAAAAGUCACAGCUCAGUUAAAAGAUUGAGGAAAAUGUCCAUGAAAGGAGGGCCUCCAAAGCCAGAGCCAGAGCAAGUGAUAAAAAACUAUACUGAAGAGCUGAAGGCGGCCCCGGAUGAGGACUGCAUCAUCUGUAUGGAGAAGCUCUCUGUGGCAUCUGGGUACAGCGACGUGACUGACAGCAAGUCCAUCGGGCCCAUGGCCGUGGGCCGCCUGGCCAAGUGCAGCCAUGCCUUCCACUUGCUCUGCCUGCUGGCCAUGUACUGCAAUGGGAACAAGGAUGGAAGCUUGCAGUGUCCUUCCUGCAAAACCAUCUACGGGGAGAAAACUGGGACCCAGCCCCGGGGGAAGAUGGAAGUGUUCACAUUCCAGGUGUCCCUCCCUGGCCACGAGGACUGCGGGACGAUACUCAUCGUGUACAACAUUCCCCACGGCAUUCAGGGCCCGGAGCACCCCAACCCUGGAAAGCCGUUCACCGCUAGAGGGUUUCCCCGCCAGUGCUACCUUCCAGACAACGCCCAGGGCCGCAAGGUCCUGGAGCUGCUGAAGGUGGCCUGGAAGAGGCGACUUAUCUUCACCAUAGGGACGUCCAGCACCACGGGCGAGACGGAUACUGUGGUGUGGAACGAGAUUCACCACAAGACAGAGAUGGACCGCAAUGUGACGGGCCACGGCUACCCCGACCCCAACUACCUGCAGAACGUGCUGGCCGAGCUGGCCGCCCAGGGGGUGACCGAGGACUGCCUGGAGCAGCAGUGACCGUGGCCUUGGCUGGCCCGUCUCUGCCCCCACGCGGGCCGCCCCUGGGAUGGGCAGAUGGGAAGGUGCCUUUCCUCAGAAGCUGGAGUAUGCGUGGGGGCACAGGUGUGCUUCACGUGGAGCCGGGGCUUCUGCCUGCCCCCUCCCCCCUCCCCGCCAGGCCCGGGUGUGCGUGGGACUUGGGGGCGAGCCUGGGAGUUGUAUUUGUGGGGGCUUAGGAUGCAGCUACCUCAGUGCAUGGGCCCCUCCGUCCUCGGCGGGCUGUGUUGGGCCCUCAGUGCGGGGGGCUUGGCAGGGGGUGAGAAGAGACGGCCUCGCCCCUAGCCAGGGCAGGCCGGGGUCUGGGCGAGCUUCUCAUACCUCAGAUGUUCAGUUUGCAAUAAAUGCCCUACAGCCAAA
This is a messenger RNA of Phacochoerus africanus (Common warthog), 3295 nucleotides long. RefSeq names its product deltex E3 ubiquitin ligase 2 (gene DTX2). The record is from RefSeq and is a predicted model, not a curated record. Bases 914 to 2896 code for a protein of 660 amino acids. Gene Ontology annotation, cellular component: nucleoplasm. Gene Ontology annotation, biological process: Notch signaling pathway; protein ubiquitination. Gene Ontology annotation, molecular function: ubiquitin protein ligase activity; zinc ion binding. The transcript has 11 exons. Lineage: Eukaryota; Metazoa; Chordata; Mammalia; Artiodactyla; Suidae.